This is a messenger RNA of Saprolegnia parasitica CBS 223.65, 918 nucleotides long. RefSeq lists its product as hypothetical. The transcript is spliced from 5 exons. The coding region runs from base 1 to 918 and encodes 305 amino acids. Lineage: Eukaryota; Oomycota; Saprolegniomycetes; Saprolegniales; Saprolegniaceae. Gene Ontology annotation, biological process: magnesium ion transport. Gene Ontology annotation, cellular component: membrane. The record is from RefSeq and is a predicted model, not a curated record. Gene Ontology annotation, molecular function: magnesium ion transmembrane transporter activity.
AUGACCAGCCACAGCAACCUCCUCGGCGGCGCGAUUGCGUUUGGCGUCGCUGUCAUCUCCAACUAUGGCAUCAACCUCCAGAAGCAGCUCCAUCGCACGCUGGCGCGUGACGGCGACUGGGACAUCUCCUACACGCGUCACUGCGUCUGGUGGUGGGGCAUGUUUCUCGUGACCCUCGGCUCGGUCGGCGACCUCGUCGCCUUUAGCUUCGCACGCGCCGCGGUCGUCGCGGCCGUUGGCGGCGUCACGACCAUCAUCGCCAACGUCGUCUUCGCGCAAUGCGUCAACCACGAGCCGGUGCACAAGACCGACAUGCUCGGUAUCGCAUCCUUGAUUGGAGCUGUCAUCCUUCUCGCCGUCGCCUCCCGCGACGAGGCCAAUUACGACGUGACGGCGCUCUUGGGGCUCUUUGGAUCGCACGUGUACUUGACCUACGUCGGUCUCCAGGUGCUCCUGCUCGUCACGCUUGGCGCGCGCCUCUACCACACGCCGCGCGAGAGCGUCAAGUCGCUCUGCUUUGCCGCCAUCUCGGGCACGGUUGGCGCCAUGACGUACGUUGCGUUUUCCGAUGGUGUCUUUUACGGUGUCGCGCUUGCGUUGGUGGUUUGCGUUGCGAGCCAAACACACUGUUUGAACCGCGCGGUGUCCAAUGGCGACAUCAUGGCCGCGCUUCCCAUCUUUCAAAUGUUCUGGAUUGGCUUGGCCGUGGUUGGCGACAUUGUCUUCUACCACACGUACACGUCGUUUACGACCAACGACUGGCUCUUGUACCUCGUGAUCCUCGGGCUCAUGGUCGUCGGCUGCACGUGCGUCGCCUCGUCGCGCCUCUUUAGCGCCACAGACGACAACUACCUGGCCGUCAGCGACGAGCAAAUCGAAAAAAAGAUGCUGCACGACGACGCCUAUGUAUACUUGUAA